Ailuropoda melanoleuca (giant panda) is the source of this 4559-nucleotide messenger RNA. RefSeq names its product pleckstrin homology domain containing A5 (gene PLEKHA5). The transcript is spliced from 27 exons. Gene Ontology annotation, cellular component: cytosol. The record is from RefSeq and is a predicted model, not a curated record. The coding region runs from base 180 to 3704 and encodes 1174 amino acids. Gene Ontology annotation, molecular function: phosphatidylinositol-4-phosphate binding; phosphatidylinositol-3,5-bisphosphate binding; phosphatidylinositol-5-phosphate binding. Lineage: Eukaryota; Metazoa; Chordata; Mammalia; Carnivora; Ursidae.
CAGUGACAUGUUGGUGCGUGACGUCAGUCUGGUGUCAGACUUGCAGAGUGGCAGGCUGUCCUGACAGCCCCAGUGCAUUUCCUUAGUGCUUAGUCCCCACAGUGCUCAUUUGGGAGCAGCUCAAAGACAAAGGAGUUGAGUCUGAUUUUUAUUCCAGUAUCCUUUUUGCCUGUAGUUAAAUGUCUGUUCACAAAUGUAAUUUUGAUGAAGGCUGCCAUAAUGAAAGAAAAGUGACCUGUAAACAUCCAGUCACAGGACAGCCAUCACAGGACAAUUGCAUUUUUGUAGUGAAUGAGCAGACCGUUGCAGCCAUGACAUCUGAAGAAAAGAAGGAACGACCUAUAAGCAUGAUAAAUGAAGCUUCCAACUAUAACAUGACUUCAGAUUAUGCAGUGCAUCCAAUGAGUCCUGUAGGCAGAACUUCACGAGCUUCAAAAAAAGUUCACAAUUUUGGAAAGAGAUCGAAUUCAAUUAAAAGGAAUCCUAAUGCACCUGUGGUCAGACGAGGUUGGCUUUAUAAACAGGACAGUACUGGCAUGAAGCUGUGGAAGAAACGCUGGUUCGUGCUUUCUGACCUUUGCCUCUUUUAUUACAGAGAUGAGAAAGAAGAGGGUAUCCUAGGAAGCAUACUAUUACCUAGUUUUCAGAUUGCUAUGCUUACCUCUGAGGAUCACAUUAAUCGCAAAUAUGCUUUUAAGGCAGCCCAUCCAAACAUGCGGACCUAUUAUUUCUGCACUGAUACAGGAAAGGAAAUGGAAUUGUGGAUGAAAGCCAUGUUAGAUGCUGCCCUAGUACAGACAGAACCUGUGAAAAGAGUGGACAAGAUUACAUCUGAAAAUGCACCAGCUAAAGAAAUCAAUAACUUUCCGAACCAUAGAGUGCUAAUUAAACCAGAGGUCCAAAAUAACCAGAAAAACAAGGAAAUAAGCAAAAAUGAAGAAAAAAAGGCAUUAGAAGCUGAAAAAUACGGAUUUCAGAAGGAUGGUCAAGAUAGACCUUUAACAAAAAUUAAUAGCGUAAAGUUGAAUUCUCUGCCAUCUGAAUAUGAGAUCGGGUCAACAUGCCCAGCUCAGACUGGACACUAUAGGCCAGUCAAUGUGAAUAGUUCGGAGAACAAAGCAGUCAAUGUUAGCCUGGCAGAUCUUAGAGGUGGAAAUCACCCAAAUACAGGGCCCUUACACACAGAGGCUGAUCGCGUCAUCCAGAGGACAAACUCAAUGCAACAGUUGGAACAGUGGAUUAAAAUACAGAAGGGGAGGGGUCAUGAAGAAGAAACGAGGGGAGUAAUUUCUUACCAAACAUUACCAAGAAAUAUGCCAAGCCACAGAGCCCAGGUUAUGGCCCGCUAUCCAGAGGGUUAUAGAACACUCCCAAGAAACAGCAAGACCAGGCCUGAAAGUAUCUGCAGUGUAACCCCUUCCAGUCAUGACAGAACAGUAGGACCUGGAGCAGAAGAGAAACGGAGAUCAAUGAGAGAUGACACCAUGUGGCAGCUUUACGAAUGGCAGCAGCGGCAGUUUUAUAAUAAGCAGAGCACCCUCCCUCGUCACGGUACUUUGACCAGUCCUAAAACCAUGGUUAAUAUUUCUGAUCAGACAAUGCACUCUAUUCCCACAUCACCUUCCCAUGGGUCAAUAGCUGCUUAUCAGGGAUAUUCCCCACAACGAACGUACAGAUCAGAAGUAUCUUCACCAAUUCAGAGAGGAGAUGUGACGAUAGACCGCAGGCACAGGGUCCAUCACCCUAAGCAUGUCUAUGUGCCUGACAGGAGGUCAAUGCCAGCUGGCCUGACUUUACAGUCUAUCAGUCCCCAGAGCCUCCAGGGCAAAACGCCAGAGGAGCUUACGCUGCUGCUAAUAAAGCUGAGACGGCAGCAGGCCGAACUGAAUAGUGUCCGGGAGCAUACGUUAGCACAGCUCAUGCAGCUGAAACUUGAGGCCCACAGCCCAAAGAAUGAAAUUCUUUCACAUCAUCUUCAAAGGAACACCAUAUAUUUGGAUCAUCAGCUGUCACAAGAUGAAUGUAGAGGCACAUUAUACAAAUACAGACCUGAAGAAGUGGAUAUUGAUGCCAAGUUAAGCCGGUUAUGUGAACAAGAUAAAGUGGUACAUGCCCUGGAAGAGAAACUUCAGCAACUCCACAAGGAGAAAUACACGCUUGAGCAAGCUUUGCUAUCAGCCAGCCAAGAGAUAGAGAUGAAUGCAGAUAACCCAGCAGCCAUUCAGACUGUGGUGUUACAGAGGGACGAUUUACAAAACGGACUGCUCAGUACAUGUAGAGAACUCUCUCGAGCCACUGCCGAACUGGAACGAGCAUGGAGAGAAUAUGACAAGUUAGAAUACGAUGUAACUGUUACCAGGAACCAGAUGCAAGAACAGCUAGAUCGCCUUGGCGAAGUUCAGACUGAAUCAGCAGGAAUUCAGCGUGCACAAAUUCAGAAAGAACUUUGGAGAAUUCAAGAUGUCAUGGAAGGACUGAGUAAACACAAACAGCAAAGAGGCACUACAGAAACAGGUAUGGCAGGGUCAAAGCCUUUCUCAGCAGUUAAGUACAAAAAUGAGGAAGAGGAAGUAGUCCCACCUCGUCCUCCACUUCCUCGGUCCUAUGACUUUACAGAGCAGCCUCCCAUAAUCCCCCCUCUGCCCAGUGAUAGCAGCUCCUUGCUCUGUUAUAGCAGGGGCCCAGUCCAUCUGCCUGAAGAAAAGAAGAUUCAUCAAGUUCAAGGAUAUCCAAGAAAUGGAUCUCACUGUGGUCCAGAUUAUAGACUCUACAAGAGUGAACCAGAGUUAACAACAGUGGCAGAAGUUGAUGAAUCUAAUGGAGAAGAAAAAUCAGAACCUGUUUCAGAAAUGGAAACUUCCGUUAAAGGUCCCCACUUUCCUGUUGGAGUAGUCCCUCCCAGAACAAAAUCACCAACACCUGAGUCUUCGACAAUAGCCUCCUAUGUAACCUUAAGGAAAACUAAGAAGAUGAUGGAUUCAAGAACGGAAAGGCCACGAAGUGCAGUGGAACAGCUCUGUUUGGCUGAAAGCACCCGACCUAGGAUGACUGUGGAAGAGCAAAUGGAAAGAAUAAGGAGACAUCAGCAAGCAUGCUUAAGGGAAAAGAAAAAAGGAUUAAAUGUUAUUGGUGCUUUAGACCAGUCACCCUUACAGAGCCCUUCAGGUUUAAGAGAUAAUCCAUUCAGGAUUACCCAGACUCGAAGAAGGGAUGAGAACAUUAAGGAAUUGGAUGCUGUCAUUAGAGAACAUGAUGUAAAGCCAAACCAUGAAACUCCUGAAGCAGAAAUUGUUCGACUAAAAGAAGCUGAACCUCAAAAUACGGAUUUCAGCAAAGAGUUGGAAAAAACUGAGGACAUUUUUUCCAAAACACUUUUCAAACCUGAACCAAAUGGAGUAAGUUCGGAGGAAGUGAUGGAUAAAGAGGCAAACAAAGAGAAAAUGCCCGAGGAUGUUUCAUACAGCCCUCAGGAUGAGACACAGAUCACAAAUCAUAAGGCAGAAAGUCACCCUGAAGAAAAUACAAAGGACACUAUUCUUGAGCAGGAAGAAACUAUUGUUUCUUAUGAACAAACUCCUGAUGCUUCCAGAGGAAAUCAGACGGUGGCAGUGAAAAGUCUGUCUCCAUCUCCUGAGUCCUCGGCAUCGCCAGUUCCAGCCACUCAGCCGCAGCUCACAGAAGGAUCCCAUUUCAUGUGUGUGUAGUCUCAGAAAAACUAUACUGACUUCUGUUGAAACCAUUCAAAGCUAAGGACAUGGACCUUCGGCAAUAUGAGAAGAUAUUGUACAGUAUAUUUUAAAUCUAUGAAAUUCAUAGUUCUGAUGCUUUUGGCCACAGAGCAUCAUUUUAUCACUUCUGGAAAAUGUUUAUUCCAAACAGCUUUAAUGGCUUAUAUGUACACUCCGUAAUCUCAAGGUUGCUGUUCUAACACCAGCUUGCUGCUAUGAUUUCAGAGCACAUAAGUAAAGGUGCUUUUUUAAUGUGCAGUCUACAGCCAGAGCUUACUUAGUUGCUGAUUUCCGGAUUUUGAUGUUUCUAAAGUUUAGGUGGAUUUAUAUUUCGUUUUGCCUUUUCGGUACAUAAACUUAGUUAUUAUUUCCAACGAAGCUUGUCUUCCUUUUUUUUUCCUCCUCCCAUUUUGGCUACUGCAAUGCUUUGUUUCACACUUGAUUUGUAAAAAUUUUAUAUAUAUAUUUAAAAUGUGCCAUUUUAUUAUCGCUAAGUGAAGUACGUCCUGUUUUCUGCUAUAAUUAUUUCCCAGUCAGAUUGCAAUGUCAGCAGUUACUGCCACACUCUUGUCAGCUUAAACACAAAUGUUACCGCUUACUUUUUCUUAAAAAUACAAUUUAAAAUGUAGGUAUUUUGAAGUACUGGGCUUAUACUUCAAUUGGGAUAGAUAUGUACAGCAAUAAGCAGGUUUUCAAAUCCAGUACUUAGUUUGUGUACAAAUGUAAUUAUGUUCAUUGUGUAUAUAUUAUACAAUGAGCACAUGUAAGUAUUAAAGGCUACUUACUAUUGUUUAAAUGCAAAUGUUCAUAUCUCAUUUCUUUUUUAUCAUG